Pygocentrus nattereri (red-bellied piranha) is the source of this 1475-nucleotide messenger RNA. RefSeq names its product ankyrin repeat, family A (RFXANK-like), 2 (gene ankra2). Gene Ontology annotation, molecular function: protein binding. NCBI's taxonomy places the organism in Eukaryota, Metazoa, Chordata, Actinopteri, Characiformes, Serrasalmidae. Gene Ontology annotation, biological process: regulation of gene expression. The record is from RefSeq and is a predicted model, not a curated record. Gene Ontology annotation, cellular component: cytoplasm; nucleus. The transcript is spliced from 9 exons. The coding region runs from base 187 to 1131 and encodes 314 amino acids.
AUUCAGGGAACAACCCGUCCUUUCAAAACAACGCCACCGUCUCUGCUCGCUGACCGUCGCCCGUUAACCGGGGUGCACAUCUGUACUAUUCAUGGGGGGUUAAACAUUGUAAGUGCAUACGUGAAGGACUGAUCUACCUCUGCUGUAAGCCACCUAUCUGUGGCCGUUCUGAAUUUUCAAAAUCAAAUGGCAUCAGAAGAAAUGGAAGGCAUGUGUCCUCUGCCCGAGAUGAACAACAUCAAGGUGGAGCCCUCCGUAAGCAUUGGCACGACGGAGGAUGCUGGCUCACAGAAUGUGGCCAUGGGCAUAAAAUUCAUCUUGCCCAACCGCUUUGACAUGAACGUGUGCUCCCGCUUCGUGAAGUCACUGAAUGAAGAAGACAGCAAGAACAUCCAAGACCAAGUUAACUCUGACUUGGAAGUGGCCUCAGUCUUGUCGAAAGGUCGAAUCUUUCUUUCCUUUUUCCCCAAAUCUCCAGCGGAAUGCAAUAUCCAGACUUCUCCUUCUCCCGGAAUUCAAGUUAGGCAUGUUUACACACCGUCCACCACCAAGCACUUCUCUCCAAUAAAACAGUCAACAACGCUAACCAACAAACAUCGCGGCAAUGAGGUCUCGUCAACCCCACUUCUUGUUCACUCUCUUUCAAUUCACCAACUUGCAGCACAAGGUGAAAUGGUGUUCCUAGCCAGUCGAAUAGAGCAAGAGUCAGUCAUAAACCUGCAGGACGAAGAGGGCUUUACUCCACUCAUGUGGGCGGCAGCUCAUGGUCAGAUCGCAGUUGUGGAAUUCCUGUUACAGAGUGGUGCGGACCCUCACAUCUUGGCAAAAGGAAGAGAAAGUGCAUUGUCGUUAGCCUGCAGUAAAGGCUAUACAGACAUAGUCAGAAUGCUUAUUGAUUGUGGCGUGGACGUCAAUGAGUAUGACUGGAACGGAGGAGCCCCUAUACUUUAUGCUGUCCAUGGUAAUCAUGUCCGUUGUGUGGAAAUCCUCUUGGAGAAUGGAGCUGACCCAACCAUGGAGUCUGACUCAGGCUUCAAUGCUAUGGACAUGGCUGUGGCAAUGGGCCAUAGACAUGUUCAACAGGUCAUGGAAGCACAUCUACUGAAGCUGCUACAAGGAAUCAAAGAGUAACUGUUACUGAGGAAGAAGAACAGGAGAGAAAGAAAAUGAAUAUGACUGAAUCACUGAGGAGGUCUGUUAGACAUAACAGAUGAACUGGACAAUUCACUUUGCAUGUUUACAGUACUCAUGUGGAAGCCACUUCGGCUGUGGUUUCUACAUCCGUUAUGUUUUUUGUUUUUUUUUGGUAAUUCUUACGACAGUGUGCAAAAAAUGUGAAGGCAUCCAUGAAGUUUUAUGUAUUGUGUCUAUUUAUUUAGAUUUGUGGACUAUGAUUUUGUGAAGCUGUUCUGUGUGAACUCCAUAUAGGUUUUUUUUUAAAUGAAAUAAUAAAAAAAAACUAUUUGCAUUACGUA